This is a messenger RNA of Ambispora gerdemannii, 1281 nucleotides long. The record is from the annotation of a GenBank genome assembly. Lineage: Eukaryota; Fungi; Glomeromycota; Glomeromycetes; Archaeosporales; Ambisporaceae.
AUGUCCGAUGUAAACUCGCGAUGUAUCCUUGCAAUCGGAAAGACGGGGAAUGGAAAAAGCUUUACGGGAACUAUUUUUGGUGCGCGAGAUGCCGAAAUUGGAAAUGAUACAAAAUCCAAAACGGAAAAAGUUACGUUCCACAAUAUCGGAAACGGAUCCUUCUAUGUUGAUACGCCUGGGUUUGAUGAUUCGAAUGAAGAUAAGGGUGAUGAUGAAACUGUGCAUUCGAUUUUUCGUACAAUGGUGAACAAAAAAAUUCGCAAUAUAACAACUAUCUUAUGGUUUGUGAUGACUGAUGUGAGAGCAACAGCCUCGUUCAAACGUCAGGCAAGAUUCAUAGAAUCUUUGGCGCAAUUUCAUGACUGCAAUGUAUGGAAUAAUACUAUCAUCGUCACCAAAGGCAAUCAAAUUGACCAAGGUCCUCGUGAAGCUGCUAAAGAAAUAGCUAAUGAGAUUUAUCAAAAAAAAUAUGGCCAACCAGUGGAUAGCAAAGAAGAUCUUCUUGCGAAAACUGGCGAUUUAAAGAUUUUAUUGUUUGAAAGUUUGGAGGAUAAUAGUAUUUAUGUUGAAGGAAAAUUUACAAGUGCUAAAUUAAACAGCUAUGGUGUUUUUAAGGGAUCUGAACCGAAACAAAUCCUCGCAAAAUACGAAGCACUAAUGAAGGAACAUAACAAAUAUCCGAUACCUUUCAUCUUUAAAAGAGUCAAGUGUUUAAAAUGUCCUGAAGAAACCGAUCCAAGGAUAGCGGUUCCAAAGUGCCAUAAGGAAGCCGAAUUGAUUCACGGCAAUAAAAAAGAUGUUCAUCUUGGCAAAAUUAUACAAAAACACACAAAAGAUCUUGCUUAUUAUCACCCUGAUUCAACAGAAUCAUACCAUCCAAGUUCCAAAGAAUGGGUUCAUACGGGUAAACCAUGUGGUGGCGAAACGAAACAAGUGAUGGACAACAGUGCUGGUGCUUGGACUCUUCGUGUCGUGACUAUAGGAAAUCAGACGACUCUGGUUGCUUACAGAGAUUUAGAUGCUGUAAAGCCGAGGCUUCCCCCGGAUGCAAAUCUCGAUAUAAUUGCUGUAAGCAAUCUCUCCAAAGUAAAGGAUGUCAAGAUUUUUAUGAGGAAUGCAAACAUGAAGUUAGAGAAAAGCCUUGUUCUUCUAUUUGUACGAACUGCGGGAAAAAAUGGAGUUCGGAUGGAUGUAAAGAGAUUUGCACAUGUUGUAAAAAGGUCCGAGUUAAAAGUGAAGGGUGUAUCAAGACGACGCAUGACUGGCUACCUAUUUGUGUGA